This is a messenger RNA of Gorilla gorilla gorilla (western lowland gorilla), 6060 nucleotides long. It is a transcript of the gene ZNF277, whose product is annotated as zinc finger protein 277. The record is from RefSeq and is a predicted model, not a curated record. Bases 334 to 1704 code for a protein of 456 amino acids. NCBI's taxonomy places the organism in Eukaryota, Metazoa, Chordata, Mammalia, Primates, Hominidae. The transcript has 12 exons.
GUCAUUGUUCUGAUUCACUGAACUAAGCGAACACGCCGGGGCACUCUCCGGCGCACCCCCGCCCGCCAGCGCCUAGUCCAGCCCUCCCGUCCCAGGGCCCCGCAGCACGCUGGGAAUUGUAGUUCUUGGCCUCCCCAUCCCAGAAGUGGGCGCGGCAAUUGUGGUUUGGGGCGGGGAUUCAGUUUUACUGAUUACGUCCUAUUGGUCCAGAGCGCGGCGUAGGUGUGGAGAAAACAUUACGUCGAUGGGGAGUUCGCCUCCAGUAGCGUUUCUAUUGGUGCCAGCCCGCCUCCGACCCGCCCUGCGGCCCUCCCUUUUCUUUUCUGCCGGGUAAUGGCUGCUUCCAAGACCCAGGGGGCUGUCGCCCGAAUGCAGGAAGACCGUGAUGGGAGCUGCAGCACAGUCGGGGGUGUAGGUUAUGGGGACAGUAAGGAUUGUAUCCUGGAGCCGCUUUCCCUGCCAGAAAGUCCAGGUGGCACCACCACUUUAGAAGGUUCUCCAUCUGUGCCUUGUAUUUUCUGUGAAGAACAUUUUCCUGUGGCUGAACAAGACAAACUUCUGAAGCACAUGAUUAUUGAGCAUAAGAUUGUCAUAGCUGAUGUCAAGUUGGUUGCUGAUUUCCAAAGGUACAUUUUAUAUUGGAGGAAAAGGUUCACUGAACAGCCCAUCACAGAUUUCUGUAGUGUGAUAAGAAUUAAUUCCACUGCUCCAUUUGAAGAACAAGAGAAUUAUUUUUUGUUAUGUGACGUUUUACCAGAAGAUAGAAUUCUUAGAGAAGAGCUUCAGAAACAGAGACUGAGAGAAAUUCUGGAACAACAGCAGCAAGAACGAAAUGAUACCAAUUUUCAUGGCGUUUGUAUGUUUUGCAAUGAAGAAUUCCUUGGAAACAGAUCUGUUAUUUUGAACCACAUGGCCAGAGAACAUGCUUUCAACAUUGGAUUGCCAGACAACAUUGUAAACUGCAAUGAAUUUUUGUGUACAUUACAGAAAAAGCUUGACAAUUUGCAGUGCUUGUACUGUGAGAAGACCUUCAGGGACAAAAAUACACUUAAAGAUCACAUGAGGAAAAAACAGCAUCGUAAGAUUAAUCCUAAGAACAGAGAAUAUGACAGAUUUUAUGUCAUCAAUUAUUUGGAACUUGGAAAAUCGUGGGAAGAAGUUCAGUUGGAAGAUGAUCGGGAGUUGCUGGACCAUCAGGAAGAUGACUGGUCUGAUUGGGAAGAACACCCUGCCUCUGCCGUCUGCUUAUUUUGUGAAAAGCAAGCAGAAACAAUUGAGAAGUUGUAUGUCCACAUGGAGGAUGCACACGAAUUUGAUCUUCUCAAAAUAAAGUCAGAACUUGGAUUAAAUUUCUAUCAGCAAGUGAAACUGGUCAAUUUUAUUCGGAGGCAAGUUCACCAAUGCAGAUGUUAUGGCUGCCAUGUGAAGUUCAAAUCCAAAGCAGACUUAAGAACUCACAUGGAAGAAACUAAACACACUUCGCUGCUCCCCGAUAGAAAGAUGUGGGAUCAACUGGAGUAUUAUUUUCCAACCUAUGAAAAUGACACUCUCCUGUGUACACUAUCUGACAGUGAAAGUGACCUGACAGCUCAGGAACAAAAUGAAAAUGUUCCCAUCAUCAGUGAAGAUACAUCUAAACUGUAUGCUUUGAAACAAAGCAGUAUUUUGAACCAGUUGCUACUACAAGAGUACUUGAAAACCUAGAAGAAACUACCACAGAAGCAAUUUUUCAUGUUUUUCUUCUAUGAGACAGAUAUGAAAGAAUAAUUUAAAUUUGAACAUCAACAAAAGAUUGGUCCUUGGUGAAAUAAACUUUUCAAAAAUGAAUGUUCUUUUCAAAAAAUAAAGUAGAAAAAUGCACUUACUAAGAACAUGAAAAAAAAUGAAGUAGAAAAAUAAGAUGAAGACUUUGUAUUUUGGCUAUAAAGUUUAUUGUGUGAUCAUCUUAAAUUAUCUCAUUUCAUUAAACUCAUAAUUAUAUAUAGAAGGAUAUGUCAAUUACAAAGAAAUGAAAUGUUCAAAUUAUUUAUAAACCUGAUUUUUCAAUCAGUAGUUUCACUCUCCUCCCCAAGGACCUUCUUCAUCCAACAAGUUGCAAAAUUUGAAUGUCCCUUCUGUACUAUAUUGGGUGAGCUGUAAAUGUAAUGACUAAAAGAAAAGCCACAGAAGAAAGAAGAAAUGGUCAAAGACCUGGAUAAUAUGCAAAUUGGCCAUUAUAUUAGAACAAUCAAGAGCUGACUGUGUUACCGCUUUCUGCCUAGGGUGGCCAAAUUCCCUAGAAAUAGACAUCAAGCCAGUUAACUUCACUUUUCCCUGCAAUUUGUAUGUCACUAACAUUUAAAUGCCAUUUUUAAAAAACAUAACCACAAUACCAUUAUGACACCUAAAAAAAAUUAACAUUAACUUAAUAUCAUCUGUUUUCAGUUUUUCCCACUUGUCUCAAAAUGUAUGUUUACAAUAUUAUCAGUUUCAUUACUGAUGAAUAUUAUAUGCCUCCUGAUAAGAUGUACUGAGGAGGGCAGAAUAUCACUUUUGUAGAUUUAUACCAAAAAUGCAUAAUUUGGAUAUAAUGAAGAAACAGUCAAAUCCAAGUUUGAGGCUGGGCACAGUAGCUCAUAUCUGUAAUCCUAGCACUUUGGGAGGCCAAGGCAGAGGAUCACAGGAGGUCAGGAGUUCAAGAUCAGCCUGGCCAACGUGGCAAAACCCCAUCUCCACCAAAAAUACACAGAUUAGCCAGGCAUGGUGGCAUGCACCUAUAGUCCCAGCUACUCGGGAGGCUGAAGCACAAGAAUCACUUGAAUCCAGGAGGCAAAAGUUGCAGUGAGCCGAGAUCACACCACUGCAGUUCAGCCUGGGCAACAGACCAAGACUCUGUCUCAAAAAAAGGAAAAAAAAAAAAAAAAAAAAAAAUCCAAAUUUGAAGGACAUUCUACAAAAUAAUUGGCCUUUACUCUUCAAAAAUUUUAACAUCAUAAAAAACAAAGACUGAAAAACUAUUUCAGAUUAAAGGUGGCUAAAGAUAGCGUAGCAUGAUCCUGGAUUGGAUGCUAGACCAAGAAAAAAAAGUUUUUCUUUUGCUACAAAAGACAUUAGCAGGACAACUGGCAAAAUUUGAAUAAGAUUUAUAGUAAACGUUAUGGUAUUGUUGUUAAUUUCCAGAUUUUGAUAACUGUACUGUGGGAUGAGAAUGUCUUUGUUUUCAGGAAAUAUUCAUACACACACUGAAGUAUUUAGGGGUAAAGGAGCAUUUUGUUUGCAACUUACUCCCAAAAAACUAACAAGGAUAUAUACAGAAUAAUGAAGUAAACAUGGCAAGAUGUUAACAUUUAGGGAAUCUAGGUAAAAGUAUGUGGAGAUUCUUUGUACUAUGGCAACUUUUCUGAAAGUCUGGAAUUAUUUCAAAAUUAAAAGUUUUUUAAAAUGUCUUUUUUCAGCCAGGCACGGUGGCUCACGCCUGUAAUCCCAGCACUUUGGGAGGCCAAGGUGGGCGGAUCACGAGGUCAGGAGUUUGAGACCAGCCCGGCCAACAUGCUGAAACCCCGUGUCUACCAAAAAUACAAAAAUUAGCCAGGUGUGGUGGUGGGCACCUGUAAUCCCAGCUACUCAGGAGGCUGAGGCAGGAGAAUUGCUUGAACCUGGGAGGUGGAGUUUUGCAGUGAGUUGAGAUCGCACCACUGCACUCCAGCCUGGGUGACAGAGCAAGACUCCAUCUCAAAAAAAAAAAAAAGUCUUUUUUCAGUUGGUUUGUUUAAUCAGGUUCCAAGUGAGAUCCAUGCACUAUAUUUGGUUGGUGUGGUUCUUAAGGGUCUUUUAAUCUAUAACAAUUCACAGUUUUUUUUAAACGCCACUUAUUUGUUAAAGCAAUUGGAUUAGUUGUCUUGCUUUCUGGAUUUGGAUGAUUGUAUCUUCUUUAUAUUAUUUAACAUGUUCCAUUAUCAUUCAUUGUCUCCAUCCAUUUCUGCUACUAUAACAGAAUACCUGAGACUGGGUAAUUUAUAAACAAAUAGAUUUCUUUCUCACAGUUCUAGAGGCUGGGAGGUCCAUGAUCUUAGUUUAGUGUCCAGUUCGAGAGCCCAGUCUCUAUUUCCAAGAUGGCACCUUGAAUACUGCAUCCUCCAGAGGGGACAAAGGCUGUGUCCUCACAGGACAAAAGGAUGGAAGGACAUAAGGGCCUAGCUAGUUCCUGCCAGCCCUUUUGUAAGGUCAUUAAUCCCAGUGAUGAGGCCUCUGCCCUCAUGGCCUGAUCACCCUUCUGAAGGCCCCACUUCUUAACACUGUUGCAGCAAGAAUUAAGUUUCAACAGGAAUUUUGGAGGGAACAUCAAAACAUUGAAAUUAUAGCAAACCUUUUUAUAAGGUCAUUAAUCCCAUCCAUGAGGGCUGCCCUCCUGGCCUAAUCACCCUUCUAAAGGCCUUUCUGACCUUUCUUUACAGUGGGUUUUUAUUUUUAUUUUUUACUUUUCUAUUUUUGAGUUGGAGUCUCACUCUGUCUCCCAGGCUGGAGUGCAAUGGUGCAAUCUUGGCUCACUGCAACCUCCCCCUCCCGGACUCCAGCGAUUCUUCCACCUCAGCCUCCUGAGUAGCUGAGACUGCAGGCACCCACCACCACGCCUGACUAAUUUUUGUAUUUUUAGUAGAGAUGGGGUUUCACCAUGUUGGCCAGGCUGGUCUCAAAUUCCUGACCUCAAGUGAGCCACUAUGCCCAGCCCUACAGUGUGUUCUUUAUGCAGCAUAUGUGCUACAGAAUGCUGGAGUCUGAGUCUCUGGUUUUCAAUUAUUAAUGCUAGUCUGUGUAGGUAAUGCCCCAAAACUCAUCUUGGAGUCGUAUUGCCUGUCCAGAGACUCAAGAGUCAACCUCCUCCCACCAUGCGGUCCUAACUCAACUGUAUUUGUUAAUUACAUAGGCUCUGGCCACAGCUCUAGAUUUCUAACCCUCCCACUCUGCAGACACCAUGGAAGGCUUUUAUUGAAAACUAAGCAAACAGAUAUAGGAGCCUGUAUUAUAAUGAAAAAUGCCUAAAUUAAAGAUACAAUUAAGUUAAAUAUUUUAAAGCCAAAAAUUAAAGAGGCAGUCUAGACAAUUAGACUGUGCCUACAACAGUCUGUCUCUAGGAAUCAGGUUCGUUCAGGACAUCAAGGAAUGUCUGAAGAGGUUUUUAGAGCAUGCUUCAGUGUUAGGACAGGAGCAAUGGAAGAAUGAGACAAUAAACUAAGUAAUUGGGAAGGAGAAAGCUUUUUUGGAGAAAAAGUUGAUAGAGAACAAGUCAAAUAGAUAUAAAAGGAAAAAUGAAAUUGAAGAACAGACCAACACAUAAAAGGGAAAAGAUGUUGUACUUAGGGUUUAAUUCAUAUUAGCAGUUGUUUUUUUAAGUGGCUAAACGUUUUCAGGUUUAUUUGGGGACAGAAAUGGCAACUUGGACCCGAAGAAAUCUAACAAGAAUAGAAGCAAAAUCUCAGCAAACUGUACUGACUCCUAGAUGGAGCAAGAGCAUAGGCCACUAUUGGCGAAGGACUCUAUGUAGCUCUAAGCUACGUAGAGACUCCUUGAUAAAAACCACUGGGAACUGCUCUUUAAAGACUGGGACAGUGAUACCAAGUGUACCCUGAAAGUCAGGACAAUUUGAGAGGAAAUAUCAGAUGAAAGCAAAACAUUCAAGGAAUUAUUGGAUGAAUUUCCAGAUGUUACUAUAAUUAUAGAUAGGAAUACAAGAGCUUCUUGUGUCCCAAAGGAAACGUGCCUGAGAAAUUUUUAGAGUUAAGACAGAAUUAAGGCAACAAGAUGGAAGAUAACAGAAGAGAGCCAGGCAGGACAGUGAUAAAUGGAAUCCAAGCUCAGAUCAGCUGUUAAUCCAAUUAGAAAAUGCAAGCCAGUUAAGAUUAUCUAACUCAGAAAGGUGAGGGCGGCCAAGAUUUUUUGGACAAUGGUUGCUUUUGGCAGACCAAAACCUACUGACUUAUCUCUCACAACUGAAGUCCCCAUUAGAUAAAUCUACAACCAAAUGUUAGAUAAGCACAUGUCCGGCCCAGAAAAGAGAGAAAGUUAAAAAAAAAAAAAAAGAAA